Messenger RNA from Trematomus bernacchii (emerald rockcod), 1517 nucleotides. RefSeq names its product high-affinity choline transporter 1-like. Gene Ontology annotation, molecular function: choline:sodium symporter activity. The record is from RefSeq and is a predicted model, not a curated record. Gene Ontology annotation, biological process: acetylcholine biosynthetic process; choline transport; transmembrane transport. Gene Ontology annotation, cellular component: plasma membrane. Bases 309 to 1517 code for a protein of 402 amino acids. Lineage: Eukaryota; Metazoa; Chordata; Actinopteri; Perciformes; Nototheniidae. The transcript has 9 exons.
UCAGAGACAGUGGCAUUUCAUUCAACGGGCCCUCCCAUUGGAGGCGUGGCUUUAUUUAUACCCAUCAUUGACCUUUAACCUGUUACGCUAUUGGCUUCCAGUCAUGCACAACAAAUAACACAAAUUGGUAACAUAUUUACCUGAAUGUUAACAGGACUGGACGCGUGAUCUGGACUCCGUGGAGAACACAAGGCCGACUAUUCCUCCCGGCAGGUGAGAAGCUGUUCUCAGACGGAGCCCUGACUGCCGAUCCGGUCCUGGAAGCUGGGAAAAUAACUUACACGUGUGCUCUACAGUUGUUGGGAACCAUGGUUCUGAACAUCCCCGGUGUGGUUGCAGUGGUGAUUUUCUACAUCCUGAUUCUGGGCACAGGGGUGUGGGCUGCCCGAAAGUCAAGGAAAGCUGAGAGGAAGAGCCAUGGAGACCGGACGGAGGCGGUGCUCCUCGGAGGCAGGAGCAUCAGCCUGCCGGUCGGGAUUUUCACCAUGACCGCUACCUGGGUUGGAGGUGGAUUUAUCAUGGGUUUGGCUGAGGCUGUGUACUCUCCUAAAAUGGGCUUAAUAUGGGCUCUUAUGCCUCUACAAUACUCAGUGUCCUUCAUUAUAGGUGGUAUUUUCUUUGCAAAGCCAAUGAGGGAUAAGGAGUAUGUCACCAUGAUGGACCCUUUCCAGAUAAAGUAUGGCAAAGUUCUCAGCACUGCUCUGGUGCUGCCGGCGCUGCUAGUGGAUGUGCUGUGGGUGUCCUGCACUCUGCUUAGCUUAGGAGCAACUAUGACUGUGAUACUGGACCUGCCCUACGCCUAUUCUGUUUGGAUCUCAUCAUCUGUGGCCAUCAUCUACACGUUGUUAGGUGGUCUUUAUUCAGUGGCCUACACUGAUGUCAUCCAACUCUGUCUCAUUUUCUUUGGUUUGUGGUUGUGUGUCCCCUUCCUGCUGCUCAACCCGUCAUCUACUAACAUUGCCCAGACUGCUUUCAAUCACACGUUCCAAGAACCCUGGGUCGGCACUCUGCGGCAGGACCAAGUCUGGAAGUGGAUUGAUGACUUCCUAAUGAUCGGUCUUGGUAGUCUUUCAUUUCAGUGCUUCCACCAGAGGACGCUCUCUGCCUCCUCUUCACGUACAGCCCAGCUAACCUGCUAUGCUGCUGCUCUUUCCAUCGCCAUACUGGGAAUCCCUCCAGUCUUAGUUGGGGCUAUUGCCGCCUCUACAGACUGGAACCUGACUCAGUACGGUUCCCUAUCACCAGACGGCCGUGUUGAGCCUAGUUUGGUCCUGCCCCUGACUCUACAGUACCUCACUCCGCCUUAUAUCUCAAUCAUUGGAAUCGGAGCAGUGGCUGCUGCUGUGAUGUCAUCAACAGACUCUGCCCUGUUGUCUGCAACCACUGUAUUCUCUUCAAACAUCUACAAGAACAUCCUGCGUAAACAGAAUCUCAAAGAAGAAGUUGGGAGUGAUGCCGAGUGUGACGAGAACCGACAUGCAGUGGCCUUACAGCCAAUGCUGCAGACUGGAUCGUAA